Molecule: messenger RNA, 1417 nt
Organism: Urocitellus parryii (Arctic ground squirrel)
Lineage: Eukaryota; Metazoa; Chordata; Mammalia; Rodentia; Sciuridae
Gene: Pi15
Product: peptidase inhibitor 15
Cellular component (GO): extracellular region
Source: RefSeq, a predicted model, not a curated record
UCACUUGGUGUGUACAGAUGUGCCUGGGAGACAUUAUCAUCACAUUCUCUGUUGUUACCUGUGAUGCAUUUUCCCCCCUCUUCACUUUCAAGGUGAAUUUUAAUUCCUAAAGAUUCCCCACUGGAAACAAACAUGCACCAAUGCAUUCUGUGGUUCUGGCAAUUGGGGCAGAUGGCUCACAUUCAUUUUAGGGUUAGUGGUCAUGUUGUUUACUUUACUCUAGCUCUAGAAAGUUCCUCUCAGGGGUCUUUCUCAUAAUACAGCCAAAUGAAUAGAGAUUUUACUGUAAGGGGUCUCCUAGCCUUGAGUUGAACAUUUAUUUGGAUUUUUGGAGGCAGUCAAAUCAAGUAAUGCUCCCAAAUGAUGACUUUGUAAAUUCAUACCCUCUGGCCCUAUUUUUUUUUUCCCCAAAGACCCUAACUCUAACUUUUCUGCUUUUAAGCAAAGUAAACUCGGUGGCCUCUUCUUCUCCGCCCCUCAACAUGAUAGCAAUCUCUGCUGUCAGCCAUGCGCUCCUGUUCUCCCUUCUCUGUGAAGCAAGUACCGUCAUCUUACUCAAUUCCACUGACUCAUCCCCGCCAACCAAUAAUUUCACUGAUAUUGAAGCAGCUCUAAGCGCACCACUAGAUUCUACGGAUCUCCCCAAAGCCAGGCGGAAGCGCUACAUUUCGCAGAAUGACAUGAUCGCUAUUCUUGAUUAUCAUAAUCAAGUUCGGGGCAAAGUGUUCCCACCGGCAGCAAACAUGGAAUAUAUGGUUUGGGAUGAAAAUCUUGCAAAAUCUGCAGAGGCUUGGGCGGCUACUUGCAUUUGGGAUCAUGGACCUUCUUACCUGCUGAGAUUUUUGGGCCAAAAUCUGUCUGUCCGAACUGGCAGAUAUCGUUCUAUUCUCCAGUUGGUCAAGCCAUGGUACGAUGAAGUGAAAGAUUAUGCUUUUCCAUAUCCCCAGGAUUGCAACCCCAGAUGUCCUAUGAGAUGUUUUGGUCCUAUGUGCACACAUUAUACACAGAUGGUUUGGGCCACUUCCAAUCGGAUAGGAUGUGCAAUUCAUACUUGCCAAAACAUGAAUGUGUGGGGAUCUGUAUGGCGCCGCGCCGUGUAUUUGGUAUGCAACUAUGCCCCAAAGGGCAACUGGAUUGGAGAAGCACCAUAUAAAGUAGGAGUGCCGUGUUCAUCCUGUCCUCCGAGUUACGGGGGAUCUUGUACUGACAAUCUGUGUUUUCCAGGAGUAACGUCAAACUACCUAUAUUGGUUUAAAUAAGCUUACCUUUUUUCUCCAGGAAAUGUCAUGGUUUCUGGGAAUCAUAAGCAUAUAUAUAUAUUGAAUUUUGCACAUAUUAUACAUAUUUUAUAAUGAUAAACUUGUUUCUUUUUAGUAUUCAUUUGUAUAGUAUUUUUCUAGUAUGUUGUUUAAUCCUU